UGGUACGUAUGUAAUCUUCCAAGUUGAGCCAGUCUAUUUUGGGUCUCUUACGAUGGCCUCAAGUGGAAAGAUUCUCUGAGAUAUGAUGAUAUAGUAGACACUUGCAAUUAAAUAUAAAUAAAUGAAUCUAUUCACAGAUUUCUAGCUACUGAUGCAGUUGCUAGAGAGCAUUUCUCAUCAACAAUAAGACCAAAAGGAUCACCUCCGUUUGUAACCUCAAUUCCGUUUGUCGUCGUUCCAUCAGGCACAUAUUCGACGACCAGAAAAUCACAGUGCAUGAGAAAUAUGAGAAUUACCAGUUAGCCUCCUGUCUGUAGCUGUUCGCACGAUUUAUUCUCUAUCACCCAGGUGGUCGUUGCAGAGCGAACUGGUUGCCUAGGUAGCUUACCUACGCGAGUGUCAAUUGAUAUUUUGAUGUGGUGGCUGAAAUGUUUUUUUCCUGAAUAAAAAAUCUUCUCUCCCGCAAAACAGAACCGCCCAUUCAACCAAGCAACUAACUCAAAUAAGAGCUCGCAAACAUUCAAUACACACGGGAGCAAUCCAGCAUUCAGACUUCACAAUGCCACCAAACAACAUCAUCAAACAGCUUCCUCCUCACCUAUCGUUCACCACUCAUCACAUACUGAGAAUACACACUCUACUACACACCAAGCACACCAAACACCUAAAACACGCAACAUACCAAAUACACAAAACCUUCCACACACACCUUUCCAAGAACAGCAAACCCAGAAUGUUCUUCAAAGCAGGCCGAGCCAUCCUCCGAUGGUGGCACGGCGUUCUGAACCUCGAACGGCACUCUCCCCCUUCCUGGUACCGCGACCGUUUUCGCGAGGAGCUCCAAGAGUGCCGCGAGGCAAAAACGCCACUCGAGAAGCUCAGCGAGACAUCUGAUGUCUUCUUCGCCAUAAGCCGGGCCAAGCACGACGGCUUCCCAGUGGGCGUCCUGCCGCCGUUCCGCCUGGCCCACUGCCCCGUGUACGCCUACAUGUUCGCGAAGUACACCUCGCGGUGGGCGUUUUACCGUGCCGUAGCCAUGCUAUGCGGCGCGCCCCGGAGCCACAACAUCCGGGAGGUCGUGAACCCUACCAAGGACAGGAAGCUGGACGAGGUCGCCCGGCGCCACCAGAUCGACCCUGAGAGGUUCGUUCGCGUGGCCGGCCGGGUCCGCCGAGUCUGGCCUCUGUUCCCGUGAUCGAAGAAGAUGUUACAAUCAACGGGUUUUGGUUGGCUUGGGCUGGCACGGGGACUGCAUGGAAGUCAGGGACAGGCGGAAGGAGUUCGGGUUGCAUAGAUACCUAGAUACCCUCUUGAUGGAAUUACUUCAAU
Messenger RNA from Hypoxylon fragiforme, 1329 nucleotides. RefSeq lists its product as uncharacterized. Bases 560 to 1195 code for a protein of 211 amino acids. The transcript has 3 exons. The record is from RefSeq and is a predicted model, not a curated record. NCBI's taxonomy places the organism in Eukaryota, Fungi, Ascomycota, Sordariomycetes, Xylariales, Hypoxylaceae.